AUGCGCUUGAUUCCGGAGAAUCUGAUUGGAGGUCGAUGGUUGAAAUCACCUCUAGUUAAGGCUGUGCAUGUUGUCCGAUUCGAAGAUGUAGCAACGCAUGUUUUUGUUGAUGAGAAGAAAAAUGCGCAAGCAAUUUUAUUGGGAGAAAUGUUGGGUUUGUACCAGGCUGUAUCUGUCAAUAUUGAUCAAAUUCAUGAGCUGACAUCUAUAGUUCGUGAAGCAAGACAACAGAUUUUCGCCGGCGGAGUAGUGACAUCUACAGCACAGAAGAAGAAGCUAAUUGAAGAAUUUUAUGGGGCAGAGGCACCCCAGGAAGUAGAUGUUCAACCACCUGAUGUCGUCAGCACGAAGGGAUCUGGUAGUAGACUCCCGUCAAGAGUGGAGAAGGCUUUGAAGAUUAAGAGCAAGCCUUUGCGUCAAUGCAAGAAAUGUCAGGAGUGGGGUCACCACGAUUCAAGGAAUUGCGACAAAUUCAAAGAGAAAGAAAAACGACGCUCAAGAAGAAAUUCUGAAGUUUGA
This is a messenger RNA of Salvia hispanica, 519 nucleotides long. RefSeq lists its product as uncharacterized. The record is from RefSeq and is a predicted model, not a curated record. Lineage: Eukaryota; Viridiplantae; Streptophyta; Magnoliopsida; Lamiales; Lamiaceae.